Molecule: messenger RNA, 747 nt
Organism: Fusarium vanettenii 77-13-4
Lineage: Eukaryota; Fungi; Ascomycota; Sordariomycetes; Hypocreales; Nectriaceae
Exons: 3
Coding region: 98-412 (104 amino acids)
Cellular component (GO): mitochondrial matrix
Molecular function (GO): protein-folding chaperone binding; protein folding chaperone; metal ion binding
Source: RefSeq, a predicted model, not a curated record
CCCAAGUCCGACUCUUCUCCCUCUUUACUCCAUCCUUGUUUACGACUCUACGACUCUCCUCUGUUCUACCGCUUAACCGCCUUUUCACAUAAUCACAAUGGCCACCUCCAUCAAGUCCAUCCGAGCCCUCGCUCCCCUCCUGGACCGUGUCCUCGUCCAGCGCAUCAAGGCCGAGGCCAAGACCGCCAGCGGCAUCUUCCUCCCCGAGUCUAGCGUUGAGAAGCUCAACGAGGCCAAGGUCCUCGCCGUCGGCCCCGGUGCCCUCGACAAGAAGGGUAACCGACUACCCAUGGGCGUCGCCGUCGGUGACCGCGUCCUCAUCCCCCAAUUCGGCGGCUCUCCCGUCAAGGCCGGUGAGGAGGAGUACCAGCUCUUCCGCGACAGCGAGAUCCUCGCCAAGAUCAACGAAUAAGAUACCCCCAGCAUACAACUGGAGUUAGCAUGUACCAUAUUGUACCAUAAGGGAAGCGGCAGACGCAAGAGACGGAACUCUUUUGCGGAAGCUGAAUGGAAGGGGAAGACGGAGGAGUUGACUGUAAUGUAGGCGCAUGAUGAAGACCAAGUACGCGAGGAGAAAAAUAUCUGUGUCUAUAUAUGUGCAAUGGACAUGAGAGAAGAGGUCAUACAUAUUGGUCGCGCAUCGAGUCAGAAUCAAAUCUCCACUCUUGCCCUUUCAACUCAUGAUAUCCUUGGAUGACGUUAAGGGACACACGGCAUGAAACUUUAUGGAACAGGAAACAAAGUAAA